GGAGCUCGGUGAUUGGCCUGCUGCGGCGCAAUCAGAUUGCUUGAUACUGGCCGGUGAAAGUCAGGAGCAAGACCGGAGUAAAAGUGCCGUCUCACCGCCAAAGAACAGUGUACGCCGUCAGCUAUGAGCUCCAUCGGUACCGGGUAUGAUCUCUCGGCAUCCACGUUCUCUCCGGAUGGCAGAGUGUUUCAGGUUGAGUAUGCAGCUAAAGCCGUGGAAAAUAGUAGCACAGCCAUUAGCAUCCGAUGCAAAGAUGGAGUUGUGUUUGGGGUAGAGAAGCUUGUCCUUUCAAAGCUUUAUGAAGAAGGUUCUAACAAGCGCAUUUUUAAUGUGGAUCGGCAUGUUGGGAUGGCUGUAGCUGGACUCUUGGCUGAUGCCCGUUCCUUGGCAGACAUCGCUAGAGAGGAGGCCUCAAACUUCAGAUCCAACUAUGGUUAUGACAUUCCAUUAAAGCAUCUUGCAGACAGAGUGGCAAUGUAUGUACAUGCAUAUACACUGUACAGUGCUGUCAGACCUUUCGGCUGCAGUUUCAUGUUGGGAUCUUACAAUGAAGAUGAUGGAGCUCAGUUGUACAUGGUUGAUCCUUCAGGUAUAUCCUAUGGUUAUUGGGGAUGUUCUAUUGGUAAAGCCAAGCAAGCAGCCAAGACAGAGAUUGAGAAACUUCAGAUGAAGGAUAUGACAUGUCGGGAAGUGGUUAAAGAAGUAGCAAAAAUAAUCUACAUUGUCCAUGACGAAGUAAAAGAUAAAUCAUUUGAACUGGAACUGAGCUGGGUUGGAGAAAUUACUAACGGAAAACAUGAAGUUGUACCGAAAGACGUGCGAGAAGCAGCUGAAAAAUAUGCCAAGGAAUCUUUAGAAGAAGAAGACGACUCCGAUGAUGACAACAUGUAACUUAAUUUUUGGUUAUAUCGACUUUAUUUCCAAGUGCUGUUUUUAUAUCUAUAUAUGUAUGGACCUGAAAAGACUUUGUGUGGCAACUGGCAAUAAAACCGCUGUUUACACUUAUU
Messenger RNA from Nanorana parkeri, 1007 nucleotides. It is a transcript of the gene PSMA3, whose product is annotated as proteasome subunit alpha 3. Gene Ontology annotation, biological process: ubiquitin-dependent protein catabolic process. The record is from RefSeq and is a predicted model, not a curated record. NCBI's taxonomy places the organism in Eukaryota, Metazoa, Chordata, Amphibia, Anura, Dicroglossidae. The transcript has 11 exons. The coding region runs from base 124 to 891 and encodes 255 amino acids. Gene Ontology annotation, cellular component: synapse; proteasome core complex, alpha-subunit complex; nucleus.